AGUGGUUUCAAUGUAAUAUUGUGCAGUGGUUCAGUUAAAACAUACAAGAGGCUCUGUUGUAUUGAGAUGUUUUUUCUUUGAUGGGGAUAAUGGGAAAAUAAUGGCGAAAGGUCAAACCACGGCCUUUAUCGCUAAAGGGUGGAAAUUCUCACUGCUACUAUUUCCUGAAACUGGAACAAAGCGUGUUGAAAAAUUAAGGUAAACAUGUGAUAAGGGCAGUUCAUGAUGAUAAGCCCGAGUGUGGGCGCUGCCAUUUCAUAACUCCGUUACUUUGGUUGCGUUUUUGUUAAAAUGGCUGUCUCGCUGAUUCAGUUAUCAGGCCUCAUGUUGUCUGUGUUGGGCCAGUUUUUAAUAUCAGCUGCCACAGCGAUGGACAUGUGGAGCUUACAAGACCGGUCUUUUACAAUAGUAACAAAUGUUUACACCUAUUCUGGUCUGUGGAAUUCGUGUGUAGGAACAGCAUACGGUACAACGCAAUGCAGGCCGUAUUUUACCAUCCUCGGACUGCCAGCCCUUCUUCAAGCUGUACGUGCAUUGAUGAUUGUUGGCAUUGUUCUCGGAGCGAUCGGCUGUCUUACCGGCAUUUUUGCCCUGAAAUGCCUGAAGAUGGGGAACAUGGAGGACAACAUCAAAGCCACAAUGACCCUGACAGCCGGGAUCCUGUUUCUUCUUGCAGGUGUCUGUGGCAUUGCUGGGGUAUCGGCCUUCGCUAACUUGAUUGUUCAAAGUUUUGAAUUCACAACAUAUGCAAGUGGAUUCAGCACUACUAUUGGUGGACUCACCGGAGCUCUAGCUCCAAGGUAUACGUUUGGCCCGGCUCUGUUCGUCGGUUGGAUCGGUGCAGCCGUUCUGUUCAUUGGAGGCAUCUUCAUGUGUCUUGCCUGCCGUGGAAUGAGUCCAGAGAAGAAGCAGCGGUAUGAUGGAAUGUCGUACAAAGCGCCAUCUCACAUCUACAAGGUGGACUCGCGAGCCCGGCCAGCCUACCAUGACUCAUACAAGGCCCAGAGUGUUGAAGGGAGACAGUCCAACCAGAGAUUUGACUAUGUGUAGAGAGAUGUUGUUUAUGAUCAGCAGCUCUGUGAACCAUUCAGCUGUCUGGGUGGAGAAGCUUUUUUUUUAUUACUCCACUGUACUUUAGGUUGACCAAUUGUAAAACUGUAUUUUUUUUCUUGUACAGGUUUUGCCUAUAAUCAUUAUUUUUCAUUGCUGUUUUGUAGUUCUU
Thalassophryne amazonica is the source of this 1222-nucleotide messenger RNA. Its product is annotated as claudin-18-like. Gene Ontology annotation, molecular function: structural molecule activity. Gene Ontology annotation, biological process: cell adhesion; bicellular tight junction assembly. Gene Ontology annotation, cellular component: bicellular tight junction; plasma membrane. The coding region runs from base 292 to 1050 and encodes 252 amino acids. The record is from RefSeq and is a predicted model, not a curated record. The transcript has 5 exons. Lineage: Eukaryota; Metazoa; Chordata; Actinopteri; Batrachoidiformes; Batrachoididae.